AUGUCUCGAGGCAAUACACCGUCACAGCAUAACUCAACGCUAGCGAUCUCUCCAUUGGUUGGAAGUAGGUCUCUACAAGUACCGCAACAGCGAAACGCUGCUAAUGCAUCGAGCACCCGACAAUGGAGCGGAAGUCAUAGAGCCGCACAGACUCCACAUCACUCUGUUACGUAUAGCCCUCUGGUGCAAAAAAUACAGAACAACGCAUCCUUAGCAACACCGGCGCCCGUGCAAGACCACGGCUCGACAGCAGGACUGUUGGCGUCGAUGACCAAAAACGGGCUUUUUGGCCCGACCAUGCCGUCAACGUUGCGUAAGGUUAGUAUAUUGGGUGAUGCACGGCGCCAGUCGACGUCCAUCGAUAAUGCGGCCAGCGACGCGGCAGGCGCGGAGGAUCGAGUUGCCGAUGAUCGCCUUGUACAGGAUAUCGACAUCGCUCAGCUGCCGGCGGCAGAAAAAUUGAGACUCUGGAGACACGAUUCUCUUAUGCAGCAUCAGUACAGGACUGCGGAGUAUAUCGGCGAUAAAGUGUACGCCAUGACGGGCGACCCCAAUGACGCGUUUUGGUUGGCUCAAGUCUACUAUAAUAGCGGUUCAUACAUACGCGCUGUUGAGCUACUGACGCGUAACAAUCUUGACACAUCCAGUGUGAUGUGCAGGUAUCUCACAGCCCUUUGUUUAAUUCAAUUGAAGAAAUACGAGGACGCGUUGGACAUUGUGGGCGAAACAAACCCGUUUAGAGAUCCGUUAGGGAACCAUGUCAAAAACCAAGAUGGAGGCAUCAAGCUUGAGUCUUCGAUGUGCUACCUGAGGGGCAAGAUAUUCUCAGCGCUGAAUAAUUUUGACAAAGCUAAAGAAUCUUUAAAGGAAGCGUUGUUGGUGGACGUAAAAAACUUCGAGGCAUUUGAUGAACUGAUUAGUAAAAAUCUUCUCACACCCACCGAACAAUGGACUUUUAUAUCUUCUUUGGAUUUCUCUGAUCUUGACGAUAAUGAAGAAUUGAUCAAGUCCCUCUACAUCACUAAGCUGUCGAAAUAUUUGAAUUUGGACCAAGUUCAUAACGCGCAUGAAUUUUUAGGUGAAGAAUACAAGCUUGAUAAUAAUACGGAUCUCAUACAGAGCAACGCCGAUACUCUUUUUACCCAAUGCAAAUUCUCAGAAUGUCUCAAAUUAUGCGAAGAAGCGCUUGAAAAAGAUGAGUUUAACUUCUCUAUCCUGCCAAUCUACAUUUCUUGUUUAUAUGAACUGGGAGGUAAAAACAAAUUGUUUCUCGUUUCCCACAAGAUGGCAGAGAAUUUUCCAAAGCAUCCGAUAACCUGGUUUGGUGUCGGAGCAUACUACAUGUGCACUAACAAGAUCUCUGAAGCCAGGAAAUACUUUUCGAAAGCGUCCAUUCUUGAUCCCAGCUUCAGCCAGGCCUGGAUCGGCUUCGCGCAUACGUACGCUGUUGAAGGGGAACAUGAGCAGGCUGUGUCUGCAUACUCAACCGCUUCAAGGUAUUUUCCCGGAACGCACCUCCCUAAUUUAUUCCUGGGCAUGCAGUACUUACUGAUGGGAACUCUGCCACUAGCCGAAGAAUACUUUGCAUUAGCAUACGACAUUUGCCCAUAUGACCCCCUUCUGUUAAAUGAAAUGGGCGUCUUGUAUUUCAAGAAAAACGACUACCUCAAAGCCAAGAGGUAUUUGAAGAAGGCCUGGGAGGCAAUUAAGGCUCUAGAUUCGGAAUCGAAGUCAUGGAUUUCGAUACAUACGAAUCUAGCGCACACUUAUCGUAAGUUGGGGGAUAACGAAAGAGCCGUCAAGUGCUUCAGGCUGGUCUUGGAGACCACGGGAAAGGAUGCAGACACUUUGUGCGCGCUCGGUUAUGUGUAUCUCAGAAUGAAUCGAAUCGAGAAAGCAAUAGAUUCCUUGCAUAGUUCAUUAGCGUUGCGACCAUCUAAUCAGGCAGCGCAAGAUUUGUUGAAGCAAGCGCUGGAUGUGAAUUUAUCCACCGUUCUGGACGAAAGCCAUCCUCUGGUUAUAAGUUCAAAAUUACAAGAACAGGGAACAGGAACAGCGUCAAAGAAAAGAACCGCAAACAUAUUGGAUGUGCAUGGCGUUGCUAAGAAAUUGAAGCAUGGACAAGACUCAUCUGAUGAUGAGGAUUCAAUGGACCUCGAGUAA
Messenger RNA from Lachancea thermotolerans CBS 6340, 2163 nucleotides. It is a transcript of the gene CDC16, whose product is annotated as anaphase promoting complex subunit CDC16. The coding region runs from base 1 to 2163 and encodes 720 amino acids. Gene Ontology annotation, molecular function: protein binding. NCBI's taxonomy places the organism in Eukaryota, Fungi, Ascomycota, Saccharomycetes, Saccharomycetales, Saccharomycetaceae. The transcript has a single exon. Gene Ontology annotation, biological process: cell division. The record is from RefSeq and is a predicted model, not a curated record.